CAUUGGUUGCCAUUGUUACCAGAAUGGAUCAUCACUAAUAUUCUCGAAUCAUUAAUAUUACCUAAACUACAACAUGAAGUUGAUAAUUGGAACCCAACCACCGAUCCAUUACCAAUACACUCUUGGAUACACCCCUGGCUACCGUUAAUGGAUAAACAGUUAGAGAUAUUAUAUCCGACCAUUAGGAUGAAGUUGGGUGUGGCUUUGAACAACUGGCAACCCUCAGAUUCAUCAGCUUUGAUAAUAAUCCGUCCAUGGAUUAAAGUAUUCUCUCCUCAAGUAAUGGAGGCAUUUCUAUGUAGGACAGUUCUACCAAAACUUGAGUAUUGUAUACAGACUCUAGACAUUAACCCAAACCAUCAAACUAUUGCUCCCGUUGAGUGGGUACUUCAGUGGAGAGAGGCCCUUCCUCUUCAUCAUUUUGUUCAUAUUUUUGAUAAACAUUUCUUUCCAAAAUGGCUCCAGGUACUGGGGAGCUGGUUAGCUGGGAGUCCUAACUAUCAUGAAAUUAUGAAAUG
Molecule: messenger RNA, 518 nt
Organism: Amphimedon queenslandica
Lineage: Eukaryota; Metazoa; Porifera; Demospongiae; Haplosclerida; Niphatidae
Product: tuftelin-interacting protein 11-like
Exons: 6
Biological process (GO): spliceosomal complex disassembly
Cellular component (GO): U2-type post-mRNA release spliceosomal complex
Source: RefSeq, a predicted model, not a curated record